AUGCAGGAGAGGGGGAAAGGGGGCUGGAGUGGGUGGAAAGCAUUUUGGAGAGGGGGAAGGGGGGCUGGAGUGGGUGGAAAGCAUUUUGGAGAGGGGGAAGGGGGGCUGGAGUGGGUGGAAAGCAUGCAGGAGAGGGGGAAGGGGGGCUGGAGUGGGUGGAAAAGCAUGCAGGAGAGGGGGAAGGGGGGCUGGAGUGGGUGGAAAGCAUGCAGGAGAGGGGGAAGGGGGGCUGGAGUGGGUGGAAAGCAUGCAGGAGAGGGGGAAGGGGGGCUGGAGUGGGUGGAAAGCAUGCAGGAGAGGGGGAAGUGGGGCUGGAGUGGGUGGGUGGAAAGCAUGCAGGAGAGGGGGAAGGGGGGCUGGAGUGGGUGGAAAGCAUGCAGGAGAGGUGGAAGUGGGGCUGGAGUGGGUGGAAAGCAUGCAGGAGAGGGGGAGGGGGGGCUGGAGUGGGUGGAAAGCAUGCAGGAGAGGGGGAAGUGGGGCUGGAGUGGGUGGAAAGCAUGCAGGAGAGGGGGAAGGGGGGCUGGAGUGGGUGGAAAGCAUUUUGGAGAGGGGGAAGGGGGGCUGGAGUGGGUGGAAAGCAUGCAGGAGAGGGGGAAAGGGGGCUGGAGUGGGUGGAAAGCAUGCAGGAGAGGGGGAAUGGGGGCUAAGGUGGGUCGGAAAGCAUGCAGGAGAGGGGGAAGGGGGGCUGGAGUGGGUGGAAAGCAUGCAGGAGAGGGGGAAGUGGGGCUGGAGUGGGUGGAAAGCAUGCAGGAGAGGGAGAAGGGGGGCUGGAGUGGGUGGAAAGCAUGCAGGAGAGGGGGAAGUGGGGCUGGAGUGGGUGGAAAGCAUGCAGGAGAGGGGGAAGUGGGGCUGGAGUGGGUGGAAAGCAUGCAGGAGAGGGGGAAGUGGGGCUGGAGUGGGUGGAAAGCAUGCAGGAGAGGGGGAAGGGGGGCUAAAGUGGGUGGAAAGCAUGCAGGAGAGGGGGAAGUGGGGCUGGAGUGGUUGGAAAGCAUGCAGGAGAGGGGGAAUGGGGGCUGGAGUGGGUGGAAAGCAUGCAGGAGAGGGGGAAGGGGGGCUAAAGUGGGUGGAAAGCAUGCAGGAGAGGGGGAAGGGGGGCUGGAGUGGGUGGAAAGCAUGCAGGAGAGGGGGAAGUGCGGCUGGAGUGAGUGGAAAGCAUGCAGGAGAGGGGGAAGGGGGGCUGGAGUGGGUGGAAAGCAUGCAGGAGAGGGGGAAGGGGGGCUGGAGUGGGUGGAAAGCAUGCAGGAGAGGGGGAAGAGAGGGGGAAGGGGGGCUGGAGUGGGUGGAAAGCAUGCAGGAGAGGGGGAAGUGGGGCUGGAGUGGGUGGAAAGCAUGCAGGAGAGGGGGAAGGGGGGCUGGAGUGGGUGGAAAGCAUGCAGGAGAGGGGGAAGUGGGGCUGGAGUGGGUGGAAAGCAUGCAGGAGAGGGGGAAGUGGGGCUGGAGUGGGUGGAAAGCAUGCAGGAGAGGGGGAAGUGGGGCUGGAGUGGGUGGAAAGCAUGCAGGAGAGGGGGAAGGGGGGCUAAAGUGGGUGGAAAGCAUGCAGGAGAGGGGGAAGGGGGGCUGGAGUGGGUGGAAAGCAUGCAGGAGAGGGGGAAGUGCGGCUGGAGUGAGUGGAAAGCAUGCAGGAGAGGGGUCAGGGGGGCUGGAGUGGGUGGAAAGCAUGCAGGAGAGGGGGAAGUGGGGCUGGAGUGGGUGGAGAGCAUGCAGGAGAGGGGGAAGGGGGGCUGGAGUGGGUGGAAAGCAUGCAGGAGAGGGGGAAGGGGGGCUGGAGUGGGUGGAAAGCAUGCAGGAGAGGGGGAAGGGGGGCUGGAGUGGGUGGAAAGCAUGCAGGAGAGGGGGAAGUGGGGCUGGAGUGGGUGGAGAGCAUGCAGGAGAGGGGGAAGGGGGGCUGGAGUGGGUGGAAAGCAUGCAGGAGAGGGGGAAGGGGGGCUGGAGUGGGUGGAAAGCAUGCAGGAGAGGGGGAAGGGGGGCUGGAGUGGGUGGAAAGCAUGCAGGAGAGGGGGAAGUGGGGCUGGAGUGGGUGGAAAGCAUGCAGGAGAGGGGGAAGGGGGGCUGGAGUGGGUGGAAAGCAUGCAGGAGAGGGGGAAGUGCGGCUGGAGUGAGUGGAAAGCAUGCAGGAGAGGGGGAAGGGGGGCUGGAGUGGGUGGAAAGCAUGCAGGAGAGGGGGAAGUGGGGCUGGAGUGGGUGGAAAGCAUGCAGGAGAGGGGGAAGGGGGCUGAAGUGGGUGGAAAGCAUGCAGGAGAGGGGGAAGGGGGGCUGGAGUGGGUGGAAAGCAUGCAGGAGAGGGGGAAGAGAGGGGGAAGUGGGGCUGGAGUGGGUGGAGAGCAUGCAGGAGAGGGGGAAGGGGGGCUGAGUGGGUGGAAAGCAUGCAGGAGAGGGGGAAGGGGGGCUGGAGUGGGUGGAACGCAUGCAGGAGAGGGGGAAGGGGGGCUGGAGUGGGUAGGAAAGCAUGCAGGAGAGGGGGAAGUGGGGCUGGAGUGGGUGGAGAGCAUGCAGGAGAGGGGGAAGGGGGGCUGGAGUGGGUGGAAAGCAUGCAGGAGAGGGGGAAGGGGGGCUGGAGUGGGUGGAAAGCAUGCAGGAGAGGGGGAAGGGGGGCUGGAGUGGGUGGAAAGCAUGCAGGAGAGGGGGAAGUGGGGCUGGAGUGGGUGGAAAGCAUGCAGGAGAGGGGGAAGGGGGGCUGGAGUGGGUGGAAAGCAUUUUGGAGAGGGGGAAGGGGGGCUGGAGUGGGUGGAAAGCAUGCAGGAGAGGGGGAAAGGGGGCUGGAGUGGGUGGAAAGCAUGCAGGAGAGGGGGAAUGGGGGCUAAGGUGGGUGGAAAGCAUGCAGGAGAGGGGGAAGGGGGGCUGGAGUGGGUGGAAAGCAUGCAGGAGAGGGGGAAGUGGGGCUGGAGUGGGUGGAAAGCAUGCAGGAGAGGGGGAAGGGGGGCUGGAGUGGGUGGAAAGCAUGCAGGAGAGGGGGAAGUGGGGCUGGAGUGGGUGGAAAGCAUGCAGGAGAGGGGGAAGUGGGGCUGGAGUGGGUGGAAAGCAUGCAGGAGAGGGGGAAGUGGGGCUGGAGUGGGUGGAAAGCAUGCAGGAGAGGGGGAAGGGGGGCUAAAGUGGGUGGAAAGCAUGCAGGAGAGGGGGAAGGGGGGCUGGAGUGGGUGGAAAGCAUGCAGGAGAGGGGGAAGUGCGGCUGGAGUGAGUGGAAAGCAUGCAGGAGAGGGGGAAGGGGGGCUGGAGUGGGUGGAAAGCAUGCAGGAGAGGGGAAGUGGGGCUGGAGUGGGUGGAAGCAUGCAGGAGAGGGGGAAGGGGGGCUGGAGUGGGUGGAAAGCAUGCAGGAGAGGGGGAAGUGGGGCUGGAGUGGGUGGAAAGCAUGCAGGAGAGGGGGAAGUGGGGCUGGAGUGGGUGGAAAGCAUGCAGGAGAGGGGGAAGGGGGGCUGGAGUGGGUGGAAAGCAUGCAGGAGAGGGGAAGGGGGCUGGAGUGGGUGGAAGCAUGCAGGAGAGGGGGAAGUGGGCUGGAGUGAGGUGGAAAGCAUGCAGGAGAGGGGGCAGGGGGGCUGGAGUGGGUGGAAAGCAUGCAGGAGAGGGGAAGUGGGGCUGGAGUGGGUGGAAGCAUGCAGGAGAGGGGGAAGGGGGCUGGAGUGGGUGGAAAGCAUGCAGGAGAGGGGGAAUGGGGGCUGGAGGUGGGUGGAAAGCAUGCAGGAGAGGGGGAAGGGGGGCUGGAGUGGGUGGAAAGCAUGCAGGAGAGGGGGAAGUGGGGCUGGAGUGGGUGGAAAGCAUGCAGGAGAGGGGGAAGGGGGGCUGGAGUGGGUGGAAAGCAUGCAGGAGAGGGGGAAGGGGGGCUGGAGUGGGUGGAAAGCAUGCAGGAGAGGGGGAAGUGGGGCUGGAGUGGGUGGAAAGCAUGCAGGAGAGGGGGAAGGGGGGCUGGAGUGGGUGGAAAGCAUUUUGGAGAGGGGGAAGGGGGGCUGGAGUGGGUGGAAAGCAUGCAGGAGAGGGGGAAAGGGGGCUGGAGUGGGUGGAAAGCAUGCAGGAGAGGGGGAAUGGGGGCUAAGGUGGGUGGAAAGCAUGCAGGAGAGGGGGAAGGGGGGCUGGAGUGGGUGGAAAGCAUGCAGGAGAGGGGGAAAGGGGGCUGGAGUGGGUGGAAAGCAUUUUGGAGAGGGGGAAGGGGGGCUGGAGUGGGUGGAAAGCAUUUUGGAGAGGGGGAAGGGGGGCUGGAGUGGGUGGAAAGCAUGCAGGAGAGGGGGAAGGGGGGCUGGAGUGGGUGGAAAGCAUGCAGGAGAGGGGGAAGUAGGGCUGGAGUGGGUGGAAAGCAUGCAGGAGAGGGGGAAUGGGGGCUGGAGUGGGUGGAAAGCAUGCAGGAGAGGGGGAAUGGGGGCUAAGGUGGGUGGAAAGCAUGCAGGAGAGGGGGAAGGGGGGCUGGAGUGGGUGGAAAGCAUUUUGGAGAGGGGGAAGGGGGGCUGGAGUGGGUGGAAAGCAUGCAGGAGAGGGGGAAAGGGGGCUGGAGUGGGUGGAAAGCAUUUUGGAGAGGGGGAAGGGGGGCUGGAGUGGGUGGAAAGCAUUUUGGAGAGGGGGAAGGGGGGCUGGAGUGGGUGGAAAGCAUGCAGGAGAGGGGGAAGGGGGGCUGGAGUGGGUGGAAAGCAUGCAGGAGAGGGGGAAGGGGGGCUGGAGUGGGUGGAAAGCAUGCAGGAGAGGGGGAAGGGGGGCUGGAGUGGGUGGAAAGCAUGCAGGAGAGGGGGAAGUGGGGCUGGAGUGGGUGGAAAGCAUGCAGGAGAGGGGGAAGGGGGGCUGGAGUGGGUGGAAAGCAUUUUGGAGAGGGGGAAGGGGGGCUGGAGUGGGUGGAAAGCAUGCAGGAGAGGGGGAAAGGGGGCUGGAGUGGGUGGAAAGCAUGCAGGAGAGGGGGAAUGGGGGCUAAGGUGGGUGGAAAGCAUGCAGGAGAGGGGGAAGGGGGGCUGGAGUGGGUGGAAAGCAUGCAGGAGAGGGGGAAGUGGGGCUGGAGUGGGUGGAAAGCAUGCAGGAGAGGGGGAAGUGGGGCUGGAGUGGGUGGAAAGCAUGCAGGAGAGGGGGAAGUGGGGCUGGAGUGGGUGGAAAGCAUGCAGGAGAGGGGGAAGUGGGGCUGGAGUGGGUGGAAAGCAUGCAGGAGAGGGGGAAGGGGGGCUAAAGUGGGUGGAAAGCAUGCAGGAGAGGGGGAAGGGGGGCUGGAGUGGGUGGAAAGCAUGCAGGAGAGGGGGAAGUGCGGCUGGAGUGAGUGGAAAGCAUGCAGGAGAGGGGGAAGGGGGGCUGGAGUGGGUGGAAAGCAUGCAGGAGAGGGGGAAGUGGGGCUGGAGUGGGUGGAAAGCAUGCAGGAGAGGGGGAAGUGGGGCUAGAGUGGGUGGAAAGUAUGCAGGAGAGGGGGAAGGGGGGCUAAGUGGGUGGAAAGCAUGCAGGAGAGGGGGAAGGGGGGCUGGAGUGGGUGGAAAGCAUGCAGGAGAGGGGGAAGGGGGGCUGGAGUGGGUGGAAAGCAUGCAGGAGAGGGGGAAGUGGGCUGGAGUGGGUGGAAAGCAUGCAGGAGAGGGGUCAGGGGGGCUGGAGUGGGUGGAAAGCAUGCAGGAGAGGGGGAAGUGGGGCUGGAGUGGGUGGAGAGCAUGCAGGAGAGGGGGAAGGGGGGCUGGAGUGGGUGGAAAGCAUGCAGGAGAGGGGGAAGGGGGGCUGGAGUGGGUGGAAAGCAUGCAGGAGAGGGGGAAGGGGGGCUGGAGUGGGUGGAAAGCAUGCAGGAGAGGGGGAAGUGGGGCUGGAGUGGGUGGAGAGCAUGCAGGAGAGGGGGAAGGGGGGCUGGAGUGGGUGGAAAGCAUGCAGGAGAGGGGGAAGGGGGGCUGGAGUGGGUGGAAAGCAUGCAGGAGAGGGGGAAGGGGGGCUGGAGUGGGUGGAAAGCAUGCAGGAGAGGGGGAAGUGGGGCUGGAGUGGGUGGAAAGCAUGCAGGAGAGGGGGAAGAGAGGGGGAAGUGGGGCUGGAGUGGGUGGAGAGCAUGCAGGAGAGGGGGAAGGGGGGCUGGAGUGGGUGGAAAGCAUGCAGGAGAGGGGGAAGGGGGGCUUGAGUGGGUGGAAAGCAUGCAGGAGAGGGGGAAGGGGGGCUGGAGUGGGUGGAAAGCAUGCAGGAGAGGGGGAAGUGGGGCUGGAGUGGGUGGAGAGCAUGCAGGAGAGGGGGAAGGGGGGCUGGAGUGGGUGGAAAGCAUGCAGGAAAGGGGGAAUGGGGGCUAAGGUGGGUGGAAAGCAUGCAGGAGAGGGGGAAGGGGGGCUGGAGUGGGUGGAAAGCAUGCAGGAGAGGGGGAAGUGGGGCUGGAGUGGGUGGAAAGCAUGCAGGAGAGGGGGAAGUGGGGCUGGAGUGGGUGGAAAGCAUGCAGGAGAGGGGGAAGUGGGGCUGGAGUGGGUGGAAAGCAUGCAGGAGAGGGGGAAGUGGGGCUGGAGUGGGUGGAAAGCAUGCAGGAGAGGGGGAAGGGGGCUAAAGUGGGUGGAAAGCAUGCAGGAGAGGGGGAAGGGGGGCUGGAGUGGGUGGAAAGCAUGCAGGAGAGGGGGAAGUGCGGCUGGAGUGAGUGGAAAGCAUGCAGGAGAGGGGGAAGGGGGGCUGGAGUGGGUGGAAAGCAUGCAGGAGAGGGGGAAGUGGGGCUGGAGUGGGUGGAAAGCAUGCAGGAGAGGGGGAAGUGGGGCUGGAGUGGGUGGAAAGUAUGCAGGAGAGGGGGAAGGGGGGCUAAAGUGGGUGGAAAGCAUGCAGGAGAGGGGGAAGGGGGGCUGGAGUGGGUGGAAAGCAUGCAGGAGAGGGGGAAGUGCGGCUGGAGUGAGUGGAAAGCAUGCAGGAGAGGGGAGAGGGGGAAGGGGGCUGGAGUGGGUGAAAGCAUGCAGGAGAGGGGGAAGUGGGGCUGGAGUGGGUGGAAAGCAUGCAGGAGAGGGGGAAGGGGGGCUGGAGUGGGUGGAAGCAUGCAGGAGAGGGGGAAGUGGGGCUGGAGUGGGUGGAAAGCAUGCAGGAGAGGGGGAAGGGGGGCUGGAGUGGGUGGAAAGCAUGCAGGAGAGGGGGAAGGGGGGCUGGAGUGGGUGGAAAGCAUGCAGGAGAGGGGGAAGGGGGGCUGGAGUGGGUGGAAAGCAUGCAGGAGAGGGGGAAGGGGGGCUGGAGUGGGUGGAAAGCAUGCAGGAGAGGGGGAAGGGGGCUGGAGUGGGUGGAAAGCAUUGCAGGAGAGGGGGAAGUGGGGCUGGAGUGGGUGGAAAGCAUGCAGGAGAGGGGGAAGUGGGGCUGGAGUGGGUGGAAAGUAUGCAGGAGAGGGGGAGGGGGGAAGUGGGUGGAAGCAUGCAGGAGAGGGGAAGGGGGGCUGGAGUGGGUGGAAAGCAUGCAGGAGAGGGGGAAGGGGGGCUGGAGUGGGUGGAAAGCAUGCAGGAGAGGGGGAAGUGCGGCUGGAGUGAGUGGAAAGCAUGCAGGAGAGGGGUCAGGGGGGCUGGAGUGGGUGGAAAGCAUGCAGGAGAGGGGGAAGUGGGGCUGGAGUGGGUGGAGAGCAUGCAGGAGAGGGGGAAGGGGGCUGGAGUGGGUGGAAAGCAUGCAGGAGAGGGGGAAGGGGGGCUGGAGUGGGUGGAAAGCAUGCAGGAGAGGGGGAAGUGGGGCUGGAGUGGGAGAGGGGGAAGUGGGGCUGGAGUGGGUGGAGAGCAUGCAGGAGAGGGGGAAGGGGGGCUGGAGUGGGUGGAAAGCAUGCAGGAGAGGGGGAAGGGGGGCUGGAGUGGGUGGAAAGCAUGCAGGAGAGGGGGACGGGGGGCUGGAGUGGGUGGAAAGCAUGCAGGAGAGGGGGAAGUGGGGCUGGAGUGGGUGGAAAGCAUGCAGGAGAGGGGGAAGGGGGGCUGGAGUGGGUGGAAAGCAUUUUGGAGAGGGGGAAGGGGGCUGGAGUGGGUGGAAAGCAUGCAGGAGAGGGGGAAGGGGGCUGGAGUGGGUGGAAAGCAUGCAGGAGAGGGGGAAGGGGGCUGGAGUGGGUGGAAAGCAUGCAGGAGAGGGGGAAUGGGGGCUAAGGUGGGUGGAAAGCAUGCAGGAGAGGGGGAAGGGGGGCUGGAGUGGGUGGAAAGCAUGCAGGAGAGGGGGAAGUGGGGCUGGAGUGGGUGGAAAGCAUGCAGGAGAGGGGGAAGGGGGGCUGGAGUGGGUGGAAAGCAUGCAGGAGAGGGGGAAGUGGGGCUGGAGUGGGUGGAAAGCAUGCAGGAGAGGGGGAAGUGGGGCUGGAGUGGGUGGAAAGCAUGCAGGAGAGGGGGAAGUGGGGCUGGAGUGGGUGGAAAGCAUGCAGGAGAGGGGGAAGGGGGGCUAAAGUGGGUGGAAAGCAUGCAGGAGAGGGGGAAGGGGGCUGGAGUGGGAGAGGGGGAAGGGGGGCUGGAGUGGGUGGAAAGCAUGCAGGAGAGGGGGAAGGGGGGCUGGAGUGGGUGGAAAGCAUGCAGGAGAGGGGGAAGGGGGCUGGAGUGGGAGGAAGCAUGCAGGAGAGGGGGAAGUGGGGCUGGAGUGGGUGGAGAGCAUGCAGGAGAGGGGGAAGGGGGGCUGGAGUGGGUGGAACGCAUGCAGGAGAGGGGGAAGGGGGGCUGGAGUGGGUGGAAAGCAUGCAGGAGAGGGGGAAGGGGGGCUGGAGUGGGUGGAAAGCAUGCAGGAGAGGGGGAAGUGGGGCUGGAGUGGGUGGAAAGCAUGCAGGAGAGGGGGAAGGGGGGCUGGAGUGGGUGGAAAGCAUUUUGGAGAGGGGGAAGGGGGGCUGGAGUGGGUGGAAAGCAUGCAGGAGAGGGGGAAGGGGGGCUGGAGUGGGUGGAAAGCAUUUUGGAGAGGGGGAAGGGGGGCUGGAGUGGGUGGAAAGCAUUUUGGAGAGGGGGAAGGGGGGCUGGAGUGGGUGGAAAGCAUGCAGGAGAGGGGGAAGGGGGGCUGGAGUGGGUGGAAAAGCAUGCAGGAGAGGGGGAAGGGGGGCUGGAGUGGGUGGAAAGCAUGCAGGAGAGGGGGAAGGGGGGCUGGAGUGGGUGGAAAGCAUGCAGGAGAGGGGGAAGUGCGGCUGGAGUGAGUGGAAAGCAUGCAGGAGAGGGGGAAGGGGGGCUGGAGUGGGUGGAAAGCAUGCAGGAGAGGGGGAAGGGGGGCUGGAGUGAGUGGAAAGCAUGCAGGAGAGGGGGAAGGGGGGCUGGAGUGGGUGGAAAGCAUGCAGGAGAGGGGGAAGGGGGGCUGGAGUGGGUGGAAAGCAUGCAGGAGAGGGGGAAGUGCGGCUGGAGUGAGUGGAAAGCAUGCAGGAGAGGGGGAAGGGGGGCUGGAGUGGGUGGAAAGCAUGCAGGAGAGGGGGAAGGGGGGCUGGAGUGGGUGGAAAGCAUGCAGGAGAGGGGGAAGUGGGGCUGGAGUGGGUGGAGAGCAUGCAGGAGAGGGGGAAUGGGGGCUGGAGUGGGUGGAAAGCAUGCAGGAGAGGGGGAAUGGGGGCUAAGGUGGGUGGAAAGCAUGCAGGAGAGGGGGAAGGGGGGCUGGAGUGGGUGGAAAGCAUGCAGGAGAGGGGGAAGUGGGGCUGGAGUGGGUGGAAAGCAUGCAGGAGAGGGGGAGGGGGGGCUGGAGUGGGUGGAAAGCAUGCAGGAGAGGGGGAAGUGGGGCUGGAGUGGGUGGAAAGCAUGCAGGAGAGGGGGAAGGGGGGCUGGAGUGGGUGGAAAGCAUUUUGGAGAGGGGGAAGGGGGGCUGGAGUGGGUGGAAAGCAUGCAGGAGAGGGGGAAAGGGGGCUGGAGUGGGUGGAAAGCAUGCAGGAGAGGGGGAAUGGGGGCUAAGGUGGGUGGAAAGCAUGCAGGAGAGGGGGAAGGGGGGCUGGAGUGGGUGGAAAGCAUGCAGGAGAGGGGGAAGUGGGGCUGGAGUGGGUGGAAAGCAUGCAGGAGAGGGGGAAGGGGGGCUGGAGUGGGUGGAAAGCAUGCAGGAGAGGGGGAAGUGGGGCUGGAGUGGGUGGAAAGCAUGCAGGAGAGGGGGAAGUGGGGCUGGAGUGGGUGGAAAGCAUGCAGGAGAGGGGGAAGUGGGGCUGGAGUGGGUGGAAAGCAUGCAGGAGAGGGGGAAGGGGGGCUAAAGUGGGUGGAAAGCAUGCAGGAGAGGGGGAAGUGGGGCUGGAGUGGUUGGAAAGCAUGCAGGAGAGGGGGAAUGGGGGCUGGAGUGGGUGGAAAGCAUGCAGGAGAGGGGGAAGGGGGGCUAAAGUGGGUGGAAAGCAUGCAGGAGAGGGGGAAGGGGGGCUGGAGUGGGUGGAAAGCAUGCAGGAGAGGGGGAAGUGCGGCUGGAGUGAGUGGAAAGCAUGCAGGAGAGGGGGAAGGGGGGCUGGAGUGGGUGGAAAGCAUGCAGGAGAGGGGGAAGGGGGGCUGGAGUGGGUGGGUGGAAAGCAUGCAGGAGAGGGGGAAGGGGGGCUGGAGUGGGUGGAAAGCAUGCAGGAGAGGGGGAAAGGGGGCUGGAGUGGGUGGAAAGCAUUUUGGAGAGGGGGAAGGGGGGCUGGAGUGGGUGGAAAGCAUUUUGGAGAGGGGGAAGGCGGGCUGGAGUGGGUGGAAAGCAUGCAGGAGAGGGGGAAGGGGGGCUGGAGUGGGUGGAAAAGCAUGCAGGAGAGGGGGAAGGGGGGCUGGAGUGGGUGGAAAGCAUGCAGGAGAGGGGGAAGGGGGGCUGGAGUGGGUGGAAAGCAUGCAGGAGAGGUGGAAGGGGGGCUGGAGUGGGAGGAAAGCAUGCAGGAGAGGGGGAAGUGGGGCUGGAGUGGGUGGAGAGCAUGCAGGAGAGGGGGAAGGGGGGCUGGAGUGGGUGGAACGCAUGCAGGAGAGGGGGAAGGGGGGCUGGAGUGGGUGGAAAGCAUGCAGGAGAGGGGGAAGGGGGGCUGGAGUGGGUGGAAAGCAUGCAGGAGAGGGGGAAGUGGGGCUGGAGUGGGUGGAAAGCAUGCAGGAGAGGGGGAAGGGGGGCUGGAGUGGGUGGAAAGCAUUUUGGAGAGGGGGAAGGGGGGCUGGAGUGGGUGGAAAGCAUGCAGGAGAGGGGGAAAGGGGGCUGGAGUGGGUGGAAAGCAUUUUGGAGAGGGGGAAGGGGGGCUGGAGUGGGUGGAAAGCAUUUUGGAGAGGGGGAAGGGGGGCUGGAGUGGGUGGAAAGCAUGCAGGAGAGGGGGAAGGGGGGCUGGAGUGGGUGGAAAAGCAUGCAGGAGAGGGGGAAGGGGGGCUGGAGUGGGUGGAAAGCAUGCAGGAGAGGGGGAAGGGGGGCUGGAGUGGGUGGAAAGCAUGCAGGAGAGGGGGAAGUGCGGCUGGAGUGAGUGGAAAGCAUGCAGGAGAGGGGGAAGGGGGGCUGGAGUGGGUGGAAAGCAUGCAGGAGAGGGGGAAGGGGGGCUGGAGUGAGUGGAAAGCAUGCAGGAGAGGGGGAAGGGGGGCUGGAGUGGGUGGAAAGCAUGCAGGAGAGGGGGAAGGGGGGCUGGAGUGGGUGGAAAGCAUGCAGGAGAGGGGGAAGUGGGGCUGGAGUGGGUGGAAAGCAUGCAGGAGAGGGGGAAUGGGGGCUGGAGUGGGUGGAAAGCAUGCAGGAGAGGGGGAAGUGGGGCUGGAGUGGGUGGAAAGCAUGCAGGAGAGGGGGAAGGGGGGCUGGAGUGGGUGGAAAGCAUGCAGGAGAGGGGGAAAGGGGGCUGGAGUGGGUGGAAAGCAUUUUGGAGAGGGGGAAGGGGGGCUGGAGUGGGUGGAAAGCAUUUUGGAGAGGGGGAAGGGGGGCUGGAGUGGGUGGAAAGCAUGCAGGAGAGGGGGAAGGGGGGCUGGAGUGGGUGGAAAAGCAUGCAGGAGAGGGGGAAGGGGGGCUGGAGUGGGUGGAAAGCAUGCAGGAGAGGGGGAAGGGGGGCUGGAGUGGGUGGAAAGCAUGCAGGAGAGGGGGAAGGGGGGCUGGAGUGGGUGGAAAGCAUGCAGGAGAGAGGGAAGGAGGGCUGGAGUGAGUGGAAAGCAUGCAGGAGAGGGGGAAGGGGGGCUGGAGUGGGUGGAAAGCAUGCAGGAGAGGGGGAAGGGGGGCUGGAGUGAGUGGAAAGCAUGCAGGAGAGGGGGAAGGGGGGCUGGAGUGGGUGGAAAGCAUGCAGGAGAGGGGGAAGUGCGGCUGGAGAGAGGGGGAAUGGGGGCUGGAGUGGGUGGAAAGCAUGCAGGAGAGGGGGAAUGGGGGCUAAGGUGGGUGGAAAGCAUGCAGGAGAGGGGGAAGGGGGGCUGGAGUGGGUGGAAAGCAUGCAGGAGAGGGGGAAGUGGGGCUGGAGUGGGUGGAAAGCAUGCAGGAGAGGGGGAGGGGGGGCUGGAGUGGGUGGAAAGCAUGCAGGAGAGGGGGAAGUGGGGCUGGAGUGGGUGGAAAGCAUGCAGGAGAGGGGGAAGGGGGGCUGGAGUGGGUGGAAAGCAUUUUGGAGAGGGGGAAGGGGGGCUGGAGUGGGUGGAAAGCAUGCAGGAGAGGGGGAAAGGGGGCUGGAGUGGGUGGAAAGCAUGCAGGAGAGGGGGAAUGGGGGCUAAGGUGGGUGGAAAGCAUGCAGGAGAGGGGGGAGGGGGGCUGGAGUGGGUGGAAAGCAUGCAGGAGAGGGGGAAGUGGGGCUGGAGUGGGUGGAAAGCAUGCAGGAGAGGGGGAAGGGGGGCUGGAGUGGGUGGAAAGCAUGCAGGAGAGGGGGAAGUGGGGCUGGAGUGGGUGGAAAGCAUGCAGGAGAGGGGGAAGUGGGGCUGGAGUGGGUGGAAAGCAUGCAGGAGAGGGGGAAGUGGGGCUGGAGUGGGUGGAAAGCAUGCAGGAGAGGGGGAAGGGGGGCUAAAGUGGGUGGAAAGCAUGCAGGAGAGGGGGAAGUGGGGCUGGAGUGGUUGGAAAGCAUGCAGGAGAGGGGGAAUGGGGGCUGGAGUGGGUGGAAAGCAUGCAGGAGAGGGGGAAGGGGGGCUAAAGUGGGUGGAAAGCAUGCAGGGAGAGGGGGAAGGGGGGCUGGAGUGGGUGGAAAGCAUGCAGGAGAGGGGGAAGUGCGGCUGGAGUGAGUGGAAAGCAUGCAGGAGAGGGGGAAGGGGGGCUGGAGUGGGUGGAAAGCAUGCAGGAGAGGGGGAAGGGGGGCUGGAGUGGGUGGAAAGCAUGCAGGAGAGGGGGAAGUGGGUGGAAAGCAUGCAGGAGAGGGGGAAGGGGGGCUGGAGUGGGUGGAAAGCAUGCAGGAGAGGGGGAAAGGGGGCUGGAGUGGGUGGAAAGCAUUUUGGAGAGGGGGAAGGGGGGCUGGAGUGGGUGGAAAGCAUUUUGGAGAGGGGGAAGGGGGGCUGGAGUGGGUGGAAAGCAUGCAGGAGAGGGGGAAGGGGGGCUGGAGUGGGUGGAAAAGCAUGCAGGAGAGGGGGAAGGGGGGCUGGAGUGGGUGGAAAGCAUGCAGGAGAGGGGGAAGGGGGGCUGGAGUGGGUGGAAAGCAUGCAGGAGAGGGGGAAGGGGGGCUGGAGUGGGUGGAAAGCAUGCAGGAGAGAGGGAAGGAGGGCUGGAGUGAGUGGAAAGCAUGCAGGAGAGGGGGAAGGGGGGCUGGAGUGGGUGGAAAGCAUGCAGGAGAGGGGGAAGGGGGGCUGGAGUGAGUGGAAAGCAUGCAGGAGAGGGGGAAGGGGGGCUGGAGUGGGUGGAAAGCAUGCAGGAGAGGGGGAAGUGCGGCUGGAGUGA
Closterium sp. NIES-65 is the source of this 13572-nucleotide messenger RNA. NCBI's taxonomy places the organism in Eukaryota, Viridiplantae, Streptophyta, Zygnematophyceae, Desmidiales, Closteriaceae. The record is from the annotation of a GenBank genome assembly.